Messenger RNA from Gloeophyllum trabeum ATCC 11539, 1743 nucleotides. RefSeq lists its product as uncharacterized. Gene Ontology annotation, cellular component: cytoplasm. Gene Ontology annotation, biological process: protein neddylation. The transcript has 9 exons. The coding region runs from base 24 to 1595 and encodes 523 amino acids. The record is from RefSeq and is a predicted model, not a curated record. Gene Ontology annotation, molecular function: NEDD8 activating enzyme activity. NCBI's taxonomy places the organism in Eukaryota, Fungi, Basidiomycota, Agaricomycetes, Gloeophyllales, Gloeophyllaceae.
GCAGAAUAUUGCACCUAAACAAGAUGGCUACGGAAUCGCAGGAUAUAGAGACAGUGACCACCAAUGUUGCUACAGGCCAGCCGGAUAACAAGACCAGACGAUACGAUCGACAACUUCGGCUAUGGGCUGCAACGGGUCAGAAUGCCCUUGAAUCAUCUCGCGUCCUAGCAAUUGGUGCCACGGCCACGGCCACGUCCGUCCUGAAGAACCUCGUCCUCCCUGGUAUCGGUCACUUCACCGUCCUCGAUCACCGCACCGUCACCCCUGAAGACGCAGGCAACAACUUCUUUUUCGAGGGCCAGAAAAGCAUUGGCAAGAGGCGCGCGGACGAAGCUGUGCGGCUGCUUGGCGAGCUGAAUGACAGCGUGGAGGGCAAGGCGGAUCAAGCAAACAUUGAGGAAGUGUUGAGUAACAACCCCGAGUAUUUGCUACAGUUCAACCUCGUGAUCGCGCAUAAUCUGGAUGCGGUGCUGUUGGACAAGCUCGCCAAGUUCUUGUGGUCGGACCCGUCAUACCCUACACUCAUGGUGGUGAGAUCAGCAGGAUUCCUCGCGGAGUUCUUCAUUCAGUUUCACGAACACACUGUUAUCGAGAGCCAUUCGGAAGCUAUGCCAUCGCUACGCAUAGACAAGCCUUUCCCUGAACUGUAUGAACAUGCUAUGUCCCUCGACCUUGACAACAUGGAUCCGAUGGACCACGCUCACAUCCCCUACGUUGUCAUUCUUAUUCGAGCCCUCGAAGACUGGAAGAAGGCGCACGGGGGUAAUCCGCCUAAGACAUACGCUGAGAAACAGCAGUUCAAGAAAGGUAUCCAAGCCAUGAAGAAGAAACAUGACGAGGAAAACUUCGACGAGGCUGAAGCACAGGCAUACCGGGCCUGGACAGAAACAACCGUCCCCUCAGAAAUCUCAUCCCUCUUCCAAGACCCCGCCCUUUCCUCCCUCUCCCCCUCCUCCCCACCCUUCUUUCACCUCCUCUCCGCCCUGCAUAAAUUCACACUACAGCCACCGCACACCCUCCCCCUCACAUCGACCCUCCCCGACAUGCGCUCCGACACAAAGAACUACAUUCACCUGCAGACGCUGUACAAGCGUCGUGCUGAGGAGGAGAAGAAGGUGUUCAAGUCGUUUAUCAGCAAGGACGUGCAGAUCGACGAGGAGCUUGUGGAUUCGUUCGUAAAGAACGCGCAUGCGAUCUUAGUGAUGAGGGGAAAGCGGUGGGGGGAAUUUGAUGAGGACUCUGCGGCGUUAGCAAAUUCGCUGGUUAUCUCGCCCCGGGAAACAGCGACGCAUCUAGCACUCUCCGCGAAUUCUUCACAAUCUCUCAAGUCAGCAGCGCCACCGACUGCUGAAUCUCUCAAGGCACAAGUACAGAGUAUCGUCGGCUCAGGAGUUGAGCUACCAGAGGAGCAGCUCGAUGCUGCGGUUGGUGAAGUAGCGCGAGCACCCACCUCCGACCUGCCUAACGUCGCAGCCUUCCUUGGGGGCAUGGUAGCCCAGGAGGCGAUCAAGAUGAUCACAAAACAAUAUGUGCCGCAGAAGGGAUACUUGGUGAUUGAUAUGAUCGAUAUGUGGACGGGGCCCACUGGGCUAUAGCCGCGAGAUAUGAACGCUGUACGCCAUAGAAAUGUACAACGUAUGACGCUGUUCUACUUCUGACCAAUUACAUGGGGGCGGGAGGACUCGCAGGCUGAUUUUCCCACGGCCUCUUGAACUGGUAUCUCCCGAUGCCGGUAACUCGCUC